AUGCUUCGCGAGAAACCAUCGUUGGAUGCAGGCACGGUCUUCAAGAGGCGAGACGCGUUCACUGGCUCCUGGGAUGAUGGCCAAGCCCUGGUUCCAAUGGUGGAGGAUAGUGGGGCUGCCCUCGUUCGCGGCAAGGGGGAGCUCAUAGGCGUCAAGAAAGUCGCCGUCAUCAACGAGGACGGCCAAAGAGCUGAGCUCGAAGCCAAACACGCCGUAGCCAUCUGUACCGGUAGUGAGCCAAUUAUUCCAAACAUGCCAGGGCUGAAGGAGAGCAACCCGUGGGGCCCAAGACAGGCAACAUCUUCCAGCGAGGUACCGAAGCAUUUGCUAGUUCUGGGCGCCGGAGCAGUUGGCACGGAGAUGGCCACAGCUUAUGCUUCUCUGGGAGCCCAGGUGAGUCUGGUUACCAGAGGAGCAGAGCUGCUCCCGAGGAUCGAUCAGGAAGCUGGGAGACUCGUAAGAGAAGGGCUCGAAUCGCAAGGCGUCCGCGUCUAUGUGUCCACCACAGUGGAAUCGGUCACGCCGGAGGAGACUGAGGAUUGUCUGACAGUCCAGAUGUCAAAUGGCUGCACAAUCCCAGGCGUCACCAAGAUUCUGGCAGCAACAGGCAGAAGGGCCAAGACAAGCGGCAUUGGUCUCGAAAACUUCGGGAUAGAGACUGACGGGUCACCGAUCCCCGUGGGCGAGUCUCUCGAUGUGCCAUCAGUCCCUGGAGCCUGGCUUUAUGCCCUCGGGGACGUCAACGGCAGGGCACCGUUGUCUCACUCGUGCAAGUAUCACGGCAGAAUUGCCGCCAACGCCAUCAUUGCCCGGUCACAGCCCAACGAAAUCGCCAACCAAGGUUGGAAGAUUCCUUGGUCUAGAGUCUCCGCAACGAAUGACACUUUAGCACAGCCACAGGUCAUCUUCACGAGUCCUACAGUCGCGAGCGUGGGCCUGACCCGGAGCCAAGCCGAGACGGCAGGACUGGCCGACAAGAUUCGAGUCGUCACUGCUCCGGUGACCACCCUGGGAGCAAAGUUACACCAGGACGGGUACAAGGAUGGAUGGGCACAAUGGAUCGUCGAUAACGAGAGCAACAAGCUUCUUGGGGCGACUUUUGUUGGAGAUGGCGUGGCAGAACUACUGCAUGGCUCAACAGUGGCUAUCGUGGGCGGCCUAACCCUGGAUAGGCUUGCGCACGCUGUUCCUUCGUUCCCUACCAUGAGUGAGGUCUACCUCAAUCUACUGGAGGCUGCAGAAGGGCUGUGA
Molecule: messenger RNA, 1251 nt
Organism: Diaporthe citri
Lineage: Eukaryota; Fungi; Ascomycota; Sordariomycetes; Diaporthales; Diaporthaceae
Exons: 1
Coding region: 1-1251 (416 amino acids)
Molecular function (GO): dihydrolipoyl dehydrogenase (NADH) activity; flavin adenine dinucleotide binding
Source: RefSeq, a predicted model, not a curated record